Sphaeroforma arctica JP610 is the source of this 2015-nucleotide messenger RNA. RefSeq lists its product as hypothetical. The transcript is spliced from 12 exons. NCBI's taxonomy places the organism in Eukaryota, Ichthyosporea, Ichthyophonida. Gene Ontology annotation, molecular function: protein binding. The annotation marks the transcript as partial. The record is from RefSeq and is a predicted model, not a curated record.
CAGGUGGUGGUUGAUUUUCAUGCCCUUUGGUGUGGGCCGUGCAAACGUAUCGCGCCCGAUGUCAAAAAUCUGGCAAAGAAAUAUGCGGCUGCGGCAGUGUUCCUCAAAGUGGAUGUGGAUCAGCUGCCCGAAACGGCGCAGAUGUAUAGCGUGCGCUCAAUGCCUACGUUUAUGUUCUUCUUGAAAGGAAAUAAGGUUGACCAGUUCAGUGGUGCGAAUGUGCCGAAACUGGAGCAAACGAUCAAGUACCACCUUCCCGACAUCAAACCCACGGGUGGGUUCACACUCGGGUCGACACCUGCCCAAAGUUCGUCCAUGUGGUACGAAGGCAAUGCGGCCGAGGCCGUUCAAUGCGUAGGCUCCAGCGGUCAGUUGCUGCUAGUGUAUAUCACGGACCCGGACGGUGACAGCAGCGCAUGGGACAGUAACGAAGUGCGGCGCGCGCUCUCUCUCACAGACACUUUGGGUAACAAAGUGGCUCUGUGCUUGAAACUGGUGGUAGGCGAGGAGGCCUGUACACAGUUCAGCAGUGUGUACCCAGUGCUGAAGACCCCCACAACGUAUUUCCUGUCCCCGCUGGGAGUACCGUACGAGGUGUUCACAGAUGACCACACAUCAGCCAAAGUCACCGCAGCCAUCAAGAGUGCUGUUGCUAUGCACUCGGCUAAUAAAACUGCGUCUGCCCCUGCAGCCACGCCCACAACCACAGCUCCUGCAGCAACCCCUCAGUCGCCUAAGACCACAUCCGCUGCUGAUACCACAGCGCAAACGGCUGACAAGGGCAAAGGCGAAGCAUCGAGCGCAGCCGACAAAGCGGCCGAACUCAAGAAGAAAGUGCAGCAACGGAGAGAGUCGAAUAUUGCCGACGAACGAGCGCGUGAGAAGGAAGCGGAACUAUCACGCAGGAAGAAUGCCAAGGAAAUCCUGGAAGCGGAGAGAAAACGCAAAGAGGAAGGUUUGAAACAACUUCAGGUAGACAUCAAACAGCAGCGUGUGGAGGACGCCGAGGCACGACAACGUAUUAAACAAAAGAUACAGGAGGACCGCCAGGAGAAGAUUCGAAGGGAAGCUGAGCGAAAGACACUCGCGGCGCAGCGACAAGACGGACACCUCGACGAAGGACACACCUCCACACGGGCCAAUCAAAACGCGUCAUUCCCCACCGCCACAACCAAUAAGAACUGCGCAAAUGCGCAGAUCCAGUUCCGGUUUAGUGACGGCAGUGUGCACAGACACACUUUUACGGGUGCGCAGGGUGCCACCUUGGCGGAUGUGUGCGCGUAUCUGAGCGACAACCACAGAAACAUGGCUGGUGCCGACCCACGCUUGCACAUGACCUUCCCACCCCGCGUGUUUGGGGCUGAGGAUAUGCAGAGCACUCUGAACACCCUCGGACUCACCCCAAGUGCAACUGUAAUGGUGAAGAAACCAGUGUCAGCCAAUCUCUUUGCUUGCCCACCUGGCGGAGGCGGUUCAUUGGUCUCGUCCAAUCCGAUGAACGCGCUGUACACGAUGAUAGUGGCGUGUUUUAUUUAUAUACGCAAUGUGAUUGGCUUAGGUGACCGACCGGGGAGCGGGAGUGCGAGUACGCCUGACCCAAUGGCACGGGUUAACAAUAGUCGGCUGUUAAGGGGUGGAUCUAAGGCGAACUCCAGCAAAGCAUCUACCGACACGUCUGACACCGGAAGUAUGCGGAAACGCAACACCGGUACCUCUACAUCGGGCACCACGACUUCAAGGAACGUCCACAAGUUUCGGAACAACGAUGACGAUGAUCGCGACAAGGAGAGAAAUGAAGCGUACAACGGCAACUCAACGGCACAGCAAUAGAUAAACCUGACUUGGUUUUUAUAAUAAAUCGGAGAUUUGAUCAUCUUUGUACGUUGAGUUUGGAAUUAAAUCUUAUAAUAUAUUCCGAGGAAGCAAAUUCGUAACGUAUAGCGAAAAACAUCGGCUGUGAUUUCACAAGUAGACAUUGCUACUUCGUUGACAAUGUGGUUGAGUACUGUAAUCAC